Messenger RNA from Nicrophorus vespilloides, 2994 nucleotides. RefSeq names its product origin recognition complex subunit 1 (gene Orc1). Gene Ontology annotation, biological process: DNA replication initiation; mitotic DNA replication checkpoint signaling. The transcript is spliced from 7 exons. NCBI's taxonomy places the organism in Eukaryota, Metazoa, Arthropoda, Insecta, Coleoptera, Silphidae. Gene Ontology annotation, cellular component: nuclear origin of replication recognition complex. The coding region runs from base 114 to 2975 and encodes 953 amino acids. Gene Ontology annotation, molecular function: DNA replication origin binding; ATP binding; ATP hydrolysis activity. The record is from RefSeq and is a predicted model, not a curated record.
GUGGCAGUCUGUGGUUAAAAAUUUACGUUUUAAAGUUUUAUUUCUCAUAAAAUUUUGUUAGAAAGUGUUAAUUAUAUGAUUAUAAAAUAAGCUAUAAACAUUUCCACUUGAAAAUGGAUAAUUUUAAGUGGACUGGAGAAGAAGUCUAUUGUUAUAAUGAAAAUUUGAAGGAUCAGCAUUAUAAAUUCUACAGGUCUUUCCAAUAUGAAAAUUAUACUUUCAAAGUUAACGAUAUGGCCUUAGUGAAGAGUAGCAGUACCAAAUUGAAAGUUUGCCAAUUGCUGUGUCUAUAUGAGUCAUCUGCAAAAUGGCAUAAAACAGAACAGCUUCGGGCUGUAGUCAGAUGGUUCACAUUUACCAAGGACCUGCCCAGACUGUACUUGGAGGGCCAUACAUUUGAUGAAGAGAAUGAGGUAGUUGAGGAUCUGAGGAAGGCCAACGAUAUUUUGAAUUUGAGGAACAUCAUGUGGAAAGCCAGCUUGGUUUUUGCUAUAGAAACUGAUCCAGUCCAUUUGAUAUCCGAGAUGCAACUUGACAAAAGGGUUUAUUACUCUUGCAGGUACAAGAUCAAGAAGAAUAAGUUGAUUCCAAUCUUUGAUACUUCAUUGGAAAGUGAUUGCACACCUGAUAUCAAGAUAGAGGAGGAAAAAUUGCGCAACAGGAAUUUAGUGCUGUCUCCAAGCAAUAAAUUUAAUGCCGCCGCGAAUGUAACACCGAACAAAGCUAAACGAAAUUUGAAUGAUUCGUUUAACAACACUCCAACAAUGGAGAGUCCUGUUAUGAACUACUCGAUUGUUGAGGAGAGCGAAAUUGAACCUCUGAAGAUCAAAUUGAAGUUAUCAAAAUCCCAGUUGCAGCCCUCAGUUUGCCUAGAAAAGUUGCCUGAUAAUUUAGUAUACGAAAUGGUAAAUAAGGAAAACGCUGAAGCAACAACACCAAGUGUGAGGAAAUCGACGAGGGUUUCCAUCAGAAAGUCUUAUACGGAUUAUAUCUCGCCGCGGAAGACUCCAAGGAGGGAUCGUUUGAAAGGCGCCAACGAUAACUUGAGCAAACCAGCAACCAGAAGCAAUGAAGACAAUCAGACUUUGGAAUCGUUGAGUUACACACCGAAACGAAGGACGAGAAAUAAAAGCACCGAAGUAAUUGAACUACUGACACCCGAGAAGAAGCAGAAAUUAGAUGACUCAGGUUUAUCGAGGAGUAAAAGGAAAUCCAUGAAAACUGUGACUUACGCUGAAAUCGACGACGAAGUCGAGCUGUUAACAAUCUUAGAUUCGCCUCCUCCACCGAAAUUUGAAACGCCCGUGAAAAUAAAAACCAGACGCAAUUCGGUUGCUGAAAAGAAACUGUCUGUUGAGACUCUCUUGGAUUCACCUCCUCCACCGAAAAUUGAAACGCCUGUGAAAAUAAAAACCAGACGCAAUUCGGAGGCUGAAAAGAAAAUGUCUGUUGAGACUCUCUUGGAUUUGCCUCCUCUGAAAUUCGAAACGCCUGUGAAAAUAAAAACUAGACGCAAUUCAGAGUUGGAAAAGAAACUGUCUUUUGAAACACCCAUUAAGAAAGUGGUUUUAGAAGAGACGCCAAAGAAGAAAACUGAAAUUGAACUUAGAACGCCGACGAGACAGACGAAACGUGUUAAAGUGUUGGAUUCGAUCAUCGAAGAAAUGAAAAAAGCUAAGAUAACGCCAGCUCCCAAAACACCUAAAGCACCGAAAACACCAAAAGUAUCGAAAACCCCUAAAGUUCCGAAAACUCCAACAAAUUCGUCCGCUUCGUUCAGGAAAAAGUUGAUGGAAGGAACGAUAACACCGUCAAUGCAGAUCAGAAAUGUACCAGUCUUGAAUGCUGCUACCCCAUUAAACAUGGCCAGAACUAAACUGCACGUCUCGUACGUACCUAAAGCUUUGCCGUGCAGAGAAAAGGAAUUUGAUGAUAUCAUUAGUUUCGUCGAAGGAAAAUUGUUGGACGGUUGCGGAGGGUGCAUUUAUAUAUCAGGUGUACCAGGGACUGGAAAAACUGCCACUGUGACCGAAGUCAUUAAAAACUUACAAAGUAAAGCCGAUGAUUGCGAAAUUCCUGAAUUCGAUUAUGUUAGCAUCAACGGGAUGAGAUUAUCCGAACCUAGGCAAUCCUAUGUUGAGAUAUUGAAACAACUCGACGGACAAAUCGUUGUGUGGGAACAAGCGCAAAAAAUGUUGGAUAAUCGUUUCACAAAGAAACAAGGCAAAAAGAAACAAAAACCAGUAGUUUUGUUGGUGGAUGAAUUGGAUAUUUUGUGCACGAAAAGACAAGACGUUGUUUACAAUUUACUGGAUUGGCCUACAAAGGCUACAGCGCAAUUGAUAGUUCUUACGAUUGCCAAUACCAUGGAUUUGCCAGAGAGAUUAUUGAUGGGAAGAGUAACGAGUCGCUUGGGUUUAACGCGUUUAACGUUCCAAGCUUAUACACACAAGCAGCUGCAGGAAAUCGUGACGAAACGUUUGACCGGUACGAAUGCGUUCAAUCCAGACGCUAUUCAGUUGGCCGCAAGGAAAGUGGCUUCGGUGUCUGGAGAUGCGAGAAGGGCGUUGGACAUUUGUCGAAGAGCCGCCGAAAUCGCGGAGGCCGACAACAAUGCGGAGUUGGUGUCGAUGGGACACGUGAAUGAAGCACUGAACUCAAUGAUAACGCAACCGAAAGUGCGAGCAAUCAAAGUCAGCUCGAGAUUGGAGCAAUUAAUUCUGCAAUCCGUGGUGGCAGAGGUCGAGAGAACCGGCGUCGACGAAACCACUUUCGCCGAUGUUUACACCAUGUUCCUAUCCGUCGCUGGCAUUGAUGGAUUCCGCAAGGUUUCGAUAACGAUAGCUCUAGCAGCGGUCGCUCGUUUGGGCGCGUGCAGGUUGCUUUUGACGGAACAGAAAUCAGUUGAUCUGAACCAAAAACUUAUUUUGAAUGUUAGCUCGGACGAUAUUUAUUACGCGUUAAGGAAAGACUGAUAUGCAGUAUUUUAUGUGU